Oryza sativa Japonica Group (Japanese rice) is the source of this 2980-nucleotide messenger RNA. Its product is annotated as protein CHROMOSOME TRANSMISSION FIDELITY 7. Lineage: Eukaryota; Viridiplantae; Streptophyta; Magnoliopsida; Poales; Poaceae. The record is from RefSeq and is a predicted model, not a curated record. Gene Ontology annotation, biological process: mitotic sister chromatid cohesion. Gene Ontology annotation, molecular function: protein-lysine-acetyltransferase activity. Gene Ontology annotation, cellular component: nucleus; chromatin.
UAACCAUGGUAAUUUUGCACCAUUAAUCUAUGUACUAGUAGUAGAAAACUGGGCAACAUGUCAACACUAAUUUUGCCUUUGUGCCUUUUACUAUUGCGCAUCACCUCUUUGCACUGCGUUAUUACUGCGUAGCUGCUUACGACCUGAUCAAGGCCCGACAGGAAUUAAUAAGUGAAUAUGAAAUAAGUUCACUUUCGACAUUUAAAUGCUGAGUUUGAAUUGCGUCCUUAUCCACAAUACCAGUAUAAUAUGUCAGUUAAUUUAUAAUAUCGGUGUACCCGAGAUUCUAAAACAGUAUAACACCCCAUUUUAACUGACAUGAUUAGCCAACUAUGAUCAUAAUGAUCGAGUAAGCGUGAGACCCACAUGAGCCCCAUAUAUCAGCGGUCAACUCUUUUUUUCCUUCAUCGCCCCUUCUCUCUACCCAUCCCUCUUGCCAAUUUCUCUCCACCGGUGGAGAAGGCCAGAAGGGCGGUGAGCAGCGGGAAGAAGGAUAGCGGCCAAUGGGAGAGGGGUGACAACCAGUGGACUAGAAGACCUUGAGCUUGCCACGCGGCUGCUCGAGCAACCCUCACCCUCAGGAACCCAGCAUCGACCUCGAUUGCGUAACAUCAUGUUGCCCCCUCGGCUUACCCCGAUGGCAACACAAGCUACGUGGCCAAGGUCACUACGGGGUUCUUGAGCAUGAUGGCUUUUCCAGCAGCUGCUCCAGUUCCUGUCGGGAGAGAGAUGGGGAAAAGGGAUGGGUAGAUAGAUAUUAGGUAAAGGGACUCGGUAGAGAGAGUUGGCUGCUAACAUAUAAGACCCAUGUGGGUCUCACGCUGACUCAACCAGAUUGAUAAUAGUCAACUCGUCACAUUAGUUAAAACUGGAUGUUAUACUAUCAUGUGACCUCGGUUACACCGAUUUUGCAAAUUGGUUGAAGGACACAAUCUAAACUCAUAGUCAAUAAGAGAGACCUAAAGUGAACUUAUUAUAAUGAAUAUUGACUAUUGAGUUGGCCCAGCAGCCCACCAUGUUCAUAAGAAUAAGGUCCAUGACAACUGCUGCUCACCUACUCUCCGCCUCUCCCAGUCUCCUGUUCGUUCCUCUCUCCCAAGUCUAGGGAUGAAAGUGGUUGGAAAUGGUCGGAAACGGCAUCAUUAUUUUAUUAUUUUUUAAAAAACAAGCAGAAACGGUCGAAAAAUUUUCAUAUUCAUGAAUUCAUCUAUUUAGUGUCAACUUCAAUGCCACGCCGAUAGAAAUUAAAAAAACUAAAUUUUAAAAACGAUAACCAUCGAUAAAAAUAUUAUUAUUAUAUUAGUUUUUCGGAAACGGUAUCGGUACGGUCGGAAAAUUUCCAUACCGUUUUCACCCCCAGCCAAGUCCCAACAACGUUCCGAGGUCACAGCGCUCGUCCGGGCGUCCAUCGCUGCCAAUUUCAGGCCCGUUGUUUUGGCGCCCGAAUCCCCCUCCCGCAUUUUUCCCCUUCAGAAAACCCCGCGCGCGCGGCCUUCUCGAUUCCUGCCCGUCCGAUCCGCCCUCACAGCCUCACCGCCUCAUCUCCGCCGUCAAUUGGCCCUAACCCCACCGACCACCCGCGGCCCUCGUCUUCCUCCUCGCCGCGCCCCCUUUCACAACGGAGCCGGGCGCUGUCCCCCCCUCCGCGCUGCACCGCAAACCAGCCGCCGCCUCCCGUCAAGACCGUCCUUCGCCGCUGCAGCCGUGAGGGCAUCCCUCCCCCUCCCCGCCGAGCGAGCUACACCGGCCUCUUUCCCCCCCUGCCCCGUGCUGGACGCCACCGCCGCGUCCGUUUCUUCACUCUCCGUCUUUCCAAGCAGCAUGACGAGAGGCGAGAAGGGGAUGCAGCCCAAGAUCAGUGCGUUCUUCAAGCGUCAGGCCCCCGAGCCCGAGACGAGCAGUGGCGGUGACACGCAUAGGGAAGGAACCUGCGGGACGGAGGUGAAGAGGCCCAAGAGCUGUGCGGAUGGCAAGGUCCUCAACAAGAAGAGGAACUACGCGCAGUUCCACCUGGAGCUUGGGCAGCCCGAUUUUCUCCUCCACAUGUGCUCGGUUUGUGGCAUGAUGUAUGCCCGCGGGAACGACGACGAUGAGAAGGCUCACAAGGCAUACCACAAGAGUUACUUCGAGGGUGUCCCGUUCAAGGGUUGGCGCAAUGAAACCGUGGUCGCGAGGUCUGAAGGUGGGGAUCGGAUAAUUCUUGUGACUGAUGAAAAUUCAUGUGCUCGGAACAGCAAGGUCCAGGAGGUGAUCAAAGUGGUACAGAAGGAGCUGGGGUUUGGUGAAGGUCAGCUCCUUCACAAGCUUUGUAAGGUAUAUUUGUUCAUAUCUAGUCAGAGGAUAGUGGGAUGCCUUGUUGUGGAACCAAUCAAAACAGCACAUAAAGUGAUUCCAGGCUCCACAGAGGAAAACGGCAGUGAUCUGCCUGUUGAUAAAAUUGAACCAGUCAAAACAAACCAUACAUUAGCGUUCGGGAAAAUCAGUUUUAAGAGGGAAGUCCUGAAACGGCAUGAUCAUUCAGACAAGAACAAAGAAGAGUACCGAGAUCCUGGUGCUAUAAUAUGUGAAAAGGAAGAUGUUCCUGCACAUUGUGGAUUUCGAGCAAUUUGGGUUGUACCGUCACGCAGAAGAAAGCGAAUAGGGUCACAACUGAUGGAUGCUGCUAGAAAAAGCUUCCUUGAAGGCGAGACUUUGUGCAUCUCACAGUGCGCUUUCUCACCGCCUACUUCCUCCGGGAAGGCGCUGGCACGCAGCUAUUGCAAGACCAGCGCAUUCUUAGUCUACAAGGAGCAAGAUGCAUAGGAGAUGCUGCAGAAGAUGUUACAUAUCUGAAACUUCUCUUCCCAUUGUAAAAAUUGUUUUGCUGGGGAUAUAUGUGAAACAUAAACAGGCAUGUUCUGUUUUUAGUGUAAGUCUAAGCACCAGAAGCAGUGCGUUUUUGCAGGAUCUCUAUGUAUUGACACUUUGGAUUUCCUGAUCA